AUGAGCAUGUUUUUCUCUGAGGCAGCAUGGCUCUGCCUGUCUGUCACCGCAGUGCUGGGGAGCACAGUUCUUUGCACAUACAAGUGCCCGGCACAGCUGCAGAGCCGGGUGGUUUGCCUCGCGGUCCUCUGGGGAGGGGCUUGCCUGCUCGGCUUAUCCUUCUUCUGGAGCUUGAUCCUCUUUUGCUUGUCAUGUUUCCUCCUGUACAUGUCCUCUGGUGAAGAGUUCUUACCUGUGGAUGGAAAGGCAGUCCUGGUGACAGGUACCGAUACAGGGAUCGGCCAUGCUUUAGCCAAGCAUUUGGACAAACUGGGCUUCAUGGUCUUUGCUGGAGUUCUGGAUGAAAGAGGCUCAGGUGCAGAGGAGUUGCGCAAAACCUGCUCUAACUUCCUCUCAGUGCUCCAGAUGGAUGUCACCAAGCCGGAGCAGAUAAAAGAUGCUCACCACAAGGUCAUAGAAAAGAUGCAGGACAAAG
Molecule: messenger RNA, 475 nt
Organism: Castor canadensis (American beaver)
Lineage: Eukaryota; Metazoa; Chordata; Mammalia; Rodentia; Castoridae
Source: RefSeq, a predicted model, not a curated record